Molecule: messenger RNA, 1762 nt
Organism: Scheffersomyces amazonensis
Lineage: Eukaryota; Fungi; Ascomycota; Pichiomycetes; Serinales; Debaryomycetaceae
Gene: ARO9
Product: aromatic-amino-acid:2-oxoglutarate transaminase
Exons: 1
Coding region: 83-1618 (511 amino acids)
Biological process (GO): aromatic amino acid catabolic process; L-tyrosine biosynthetic process
Molecular function (GO): L-2-aminoadipate:2-oxoglutarate transaminase activity; pyridoxal phosphate binding; aromatic-amino-acid:2-oxoglutarate transaminase activity
Source: RefSeq, a predicted model, not a curated record
UUUAUAUAUAUUUCUUUCCUUUAUAAUAUUAUAUCACUACUAUAAAAUUAAAAGUAAAAAUAAAAUUAAAAUAAUUAAAAUAAUGACUGGUAUAGGUAAUUUAAUUUCUAAAAGAGCAGCUGCUAGAACAACUUCUCAUUUUACUACUGGACCUACUGAUGGAGCUCCAGAAGGGUUUAAAGCUCAUCCAAAACCUUUACCUUUACAUUGGGGUAUGCCAAAUGAUGGAUUUUUCCCAAUUGAUUCAAUUGAUAUUAAUUUAGUUGAUUUCCCCUUUGAAAAAUCUUAUCAAUUAACUAAUAAUUCAUUAGAAAAUUUAUCAUUAUCUGGUUCAAAUCAAGGUGCUCAAACUGUUACACCACCUUUAGAACCAACUAAAUCAGUAAAGACUAUAAGAAUUGAAAGAAGAACUAGUGAUCCAGAUUUAAUUGAUAUUGCAACUGGUUUGCAAUAUGCAAAUGUUGAAGGUUUAGGUCCAUUAUUAAAAUUUACUAGAGAUUUUAUUACUAGAACUCAUAAACCAGGUUAUGAAAAUUGGGAAACUAUUAUUACUAAUGGUGCUGGUGAUGGAUUAAAUAAGGCAGCAGAUGCAUUAUUAGAUCCUGAAGAUGUUAUUUUAAUUGAAGAAUUUACUUUUACUCCAUUUUUACAAAAUGUUAGUAAUGCUGGAGGAAUUGCAGUUCCAGUUAAAUUAUCUAUUAAAAAUGGAAGUCAAGGUCUUGAUUUAGAAUAUUUAACUGAUUUAUUAGAAAAUUGGGAAACUAUUCAUCCUGGUAAAAAUAAACCAAAGGCUUUAUAUACUAUUGCUACUGGUCAAAAUCCUACUGGAUUAACUCAAACUGUUGAAUUUAGAAAGAAAGUUUAUGACUUAGCUGAAAAGUAUGAUUUUGCAAUUAUUGAAGAUGAUCCUUAUGGUUAUUUAGCUUUACCACCAUAUCAACCUCCAUCUGCUACUAUUAAAUUAGAUGAAUUUUUAACUGUUGAUGAAUAUUUAAAAGAUCAUUUAAUUCCAUCUUAUUUAGAAAUUGAUACUAAAGGUAGAGUUAUUAGAAUUGAAACUUUUUCUAAAUUAUUUGCUCCUGGUUUAAGAUUAGGAUUUAUUGUUGCUCAUAAGGAUGUUAUUGCUGCUGUUAGUAAUUAUUCAGCUAUUGUUACUAGAACUUCAAGUGGUACUUCGCAAUUAAUAGUUAAUAAUGUUAUUCAACAAAAAUUCGGUGGUGUUGAUGGAUGGUUACAAUGGAUUUUAAAAAUGAGAGCUACUUAUAGUCAUAGAAGAGAUGUUUUAUUAAAGACAAUAUUUGAUUCUGAAGCUUAUGCCAAGAAAUAUAUUGAUGUAAUUGAUCCAAAGGCAGGAAUGUUUGUAGCACUUAUUGUUAAUUUUCCCGAAGGUACAGAUUUCUUAACUAAAUUAAAACUUUUGGUUUGGAAAUUUGCUGCUUAUGGUGUAGGUGUAGUACCAGGUAUUAAUAUGGCAGUUGAUAAGAAAUUUAGUGCAGAACAUGCUAAUUUCUUUAGAUUAACUUAUGCUCCGGCUAAUUCCGAUGAAGAAUUAAUUGAAGGAGGUAAAAGAUUAACUGAUGCUAUUAAUGAUUUCUUUGAAAAGGGCUUAGAAUUCUAAUUAAAUGGUAAUUCUUAUAGUUAGUACUUAAUUGUAGUAGAUGUUACAAACUUUUAUAUAGAUAUUCAAUACUAAAGUUAUUGCACUUAUGAGUGUGGGUUAUAUAGUACGCGCAACUGAUGUAAAUCUAAAUCUAAAUCUAAA